Messenger RNA from Neltuma alba, 2104 nucleotides. RefSeq names its product major facilitator superfamily domain-containing protein 12. Gene Ontology annotation, biological process: carbohydrate transport. Bases 260 to 1615 code for a protein of 451 amino acids. Lineage: Eukaryota; Viridiplantae; Streptophyta; Magnoliopsida; Fabales; Fabaceae. The transcript is spliced from 13 exons. Gene Ontology annotation, molecular function: symporter activity. Gene Ontology annotation, cellular component: plasma membrane. The record is from RefSeq and is a predicted model, not a curated record.
UGCUUAUCUUAGACUCAAGUGUAAUAUAAUUGGCUUUUAUCUUCCAGGCCUCUGCAUAGAGAUAUUGGUUGUCUAUCCUCUUGGAAAUUGCCUCCAUAGAGCUUAGACGGUCAUAUAUCUGUUUUGUCCUUUCUAUCAACUUGGUUCGGGUUCUUAGUCGUACUUCAACUGUGAGGAUGGCUAUCUCUGAUUGAUCAUCAGGGGGUUCCUUCCGCAGUUUCGCUCCGUAUUUCUGUGUGCGCUCAUCAAAGUUGCUUUGAUGGGUAUUGAUGUUGAAGAAGACGAUUCAUAUACUAAGCCCCUAGGAAGAUGGCCAGUUUUCUAUUAUGGCAUAGGACACAUGCUUAAUGACAUAACUGCUGCUUGUUGGUUUACCUAUCUGUUAUUGUUCUUAACGGAUAUUGGAUUUUCACCAAGCAAUGCAGCUAUUGUGAUGCUUUCUGGUCAAGUGGCUGAUGGAUUUUUUACCGUCUUCGCUGGUGAACUGAUGGACAGAUUUGGACAUUUCAAGAUAUGGCAUGGCGCAGGAUCUCUGCUGGUGGCUGUUUCAUUUUCUUCUGUUUUUGGGGGCUGUCUACCGUGCAAAAUCUUUGGCUCCAGUUCGUCAUUAUUUCAAACUGUGAAUUACAGUGUGUUUGCUGCAAUCUUCAAUGUGGGUUGGGCUGCUACUCAGGUGUCCCACAUGUCCAUGAUUAGUUGCAUCACUCUAAACUCUUCAAGCAGGGUGGCUUUGGCUAGUUGUCGUAAUGCAUUUACCAUGGUUGCGAAUCUCAGCUUGUAUGUAAUUGCAUUCAUAGUAUUCAAUGUCAACGUUGUAAGAACCUACGUUGACGUUGAGAAUGAGUACCGCUGGAUUGCAUAUUUGUCAAUUUUUAUUGGAUGCUGCUUUGUGGGCAUAUUUCUUAUUGCAACCAAAGAGCCCAGGUUGAAGGUUGGGGUACAAGGAAAGGUUCACGCAAGAAUUUCUUGGGUUUAUUGGUUUAAGAGAGUUUUGUAUUAUCAGGUUGCUCUUGUUUAUGUUCUCACAAGAUUAAUUGUCAAUGUGUCGCAGGCAUACCUUGCAUUCUUCGUUAUCAAUGAUCUACAAAUGGGCCAAUCAGCCAAAGCUUUGGUUCCUGCUAUCAUCUACAUCUGCAGCUUCAUCGUAUCUAUACUUUUACAGGAGAUUGCAUGGACUGGCCCACGUCUUAAGGCCUAUUUCUCUGCUGGAGGCAUUCUUUGGAUACUUUGUGGUGUUGUGGUUCUUCUUUUGCCCAGACAUAUGAGCUAUGCCAUGUAUAUAGCAUCAGUAUUUAUUGGCAUAGCAAAUGCAUUGAUGAUGGUGACUGGAGUAAGCAUGCAAAAUGUUCUCAUUGGAGAGGAUCUUAAUGGCUGUGCAUUUGUUUGUGGAUCACUGAGCUUCUUGGACAAAAUUUCAUGUGGCAUUGCUUUAUAUAUUCUUCAGUCUUAUCAAAAUACCUCCCAUCAACUCCAUGGAACACAAUUCCCCAUGUCAAUCACAAGAUUUGGUUUGGGACUAUUUCCAGCAAUUUGUUCGCUAGCUGGGGUUUUAGUCACCGUCACUAUGGAUCUUCACCCUCGUCCCAAGCCUUUGUUGGAGCCAUUAUUAGAGUAGUCCUUCAAUGCCCGUGAAGAUUGGAAAGUCAUUCUGCUUCACUUCUCUGAUAUAUCAGGUUGUGCAAAAGGCACUAUACAUUGAAGUCCUCAAGAAGUUCUUCAUUAUUUUCUAGCAAGAUAUUUACAUCUAUUAAGCCUCCACUAAUUCAUCUGAAAAAUAUGAAUGUAAAUAUGUAAAGCCUCCAAAUUUCAUUCAAAGGAAAGUUCUUUCUCAGUUUCGUGUAGACACAGUUUGAACUUUGCAGGGCUGAAAUAUAAAAAAUAGUGACAGGAAGCUUGUAAUAUUUUGACAUUCAGCACCAAACUGAAAUCUUAAGGAAGGGAGAAAGAUGAUUUCUCUGCAUUUUCUGGGUUAUUUUAAGCAGAAAGUUAUAGUUCUGAUAGACAAUCUUACUGGUUAAGUUUUAUGAUACAGAACUCUUGGUUUGUGUUGUGGGUAUGUAAAGUGAUAAACAAGGUAAAUUAAUGGGUAUUGAUGAUUCUUCAU